AUGUCGCAUUAUAAGGUCCUUCGACCUGCCACCGCGGCCGCAAGCAGGCUAGCAGGCAGCUCGAUAAGAAGCAGUGGCUACAUCUCCAGACAGACGCAGAAGCAGACAUUGCGACAUCAUUCGUCCGUAUCUGCCAAUGAAUUAUCACACUUCUCCGGACUCGCCAGCAGCUGGUGGGAUCCCAUGGGUCCUUCGAGGGUUCUUCACCUCAUGAMCCCUACCCGACACGACUUCAUCGCGUCUUGCCUCUCAGAAUCCGAGCUACAGACGAACACCCAACAUGGUCUACGAUAUCUCGACGUAGGCUGCGGAGGUGGCAUAUUCGCCGAAUCACUUGCUCGAACCCUCCCCUCUAAGACAUCUGCAAGACUACAUCCACGCACAAAAGCCGGGUCAAUCGUCGCCAUUGACCCUUCCACCAGCCUCAUCAAAAUAGCGCGUGACCACGCCAGCAAUGAUCCAGCAGUAUUUGCGCAUCUGCAGAGCGGUUCAUUUAAUUAUGAGAAUACUACGAUUGAAGCCUUGUCGCAAACCCGCGGCGAGAGCGACAAAGAGUUAUUUGACGUCAUUACCCUCUUCGAGGUCAUUGAGCACGUUGACCCGAGCACAUCCUCUUCCUUCCUGACGCAUUGUCUCAAACUCCUCCAACCGGGCGGAUGGCUCAUCGGGUCGACUAUUGCACGCACAGUCCCGUCUUUCAUCGUCAACAAGAUGGUCGCAGAAGCGCCAUGGCCGAUUGGCGUGGUGCCUUGGGGUACGCAUGAAUGGAGUAAAUUCGUGAAUGCAGAUGAGAUGCGUGGAUGGGUUGAGGAAGGUCUGAUGAGAGCGGCGGAUGGAGCGGCUUAUCGGGCCGGUGGUGAGGCGUUGGUGGGGAUGAAGUGGAAGGUUGCUGGGGUUGUGUAUGUGCCUGGGUUGGGGUGGAAGAUGGUUAAUGGAGGGGAGGAUUGGGGAAAUUACUUUUGGGCUGUUCGGAAGGGUGUAUGA
Talaromyces amestolkiae is the source of this 984-nucleotide messenger RNA. RefSeq lists its product as uncharacterized. The record is from RefSeq and is a predicted model, not a curated record. Bases 1 to 984 code for a protein of 327 amino acids. NCBI's taxonomy places the organism in Eukaryota, Fungi, Ascomycota, Eurotiomycetes, Eurotiales, Trichocomaceae. Gene Ontology annotation, molecular function: 2-methoxy-6-polyprenyl-1,4-benzoquinol methyltransferase activity. The transcript has a single exon. Gene Ontology annotation, biological process: ubiquinone biosynthetic process.